GGGCCCUGGGAGCCCUUAGCCUCGGGUACCGGCACGCCAGCCCCCGGUGCCUGAUGGGGCCGCCCUGCGGGAGUAGGGCUGAAGUUGGGACCGCGCGCAGCCCUCCCCUGCCGCUGAGCCCGACAUGCUGCGGCCGGGGCGCAAUGGCACCGCGUACCGCGCGUGGUUCGGGCGGCGGUAUCUGGCGCAGGGGGGCGCCGUGGGGGGCUCGGCGGGAGCGGCGCCGCUGGGGCCCGCGCAGGUGGUCACCGCCGGCCUCCUGACCCUGCUCAUCGUCUGGACCCUGCUGGGCAACGUGCUGGUGUGCGCGGCCAUCGUGCGCAGCCGCCACCUGCGCGCCAAGAUGACCAACGUCUUCAUCGUGUCUCUGGCUGUGUCUGAUCUCUUGGUGGCACUGCUGGUCAUGCCCUGGAAGGCGGUCGCAGAAGUGGCCGGUUACUGGCCCUUUGGGACCUUCUGUGACGUCUGGGUGGCCUUCGACAUCAUGUGUUCCACUGCCUCCAUCCUGAACCUGUGUGUCAUCAGCUUGGACCGCUACUGGGCCAUCUCCAAGCCCUUCCGCUACCAGCGCAAGAUGACCCAGCGCAUGGCCUUUGCCAUGGUCGGCCUGGCUUGGACCUUGUCCAUACUCAUCUCCUUCAUCCCAGUCCAGCUCCACUGGCACAGGGACAAAGCAGGCUCCUGGCGCGGGAUGAACGCGCCAUCCAACCUGGCCAAUGGGACGCCCUGGGAGGAAGCCGGGGAGCCACAGUUGAGGGCAGAGAACUGUGACUCCAGCCUGAACCGAACCUACGCCAUCUCCUCCUCGUUGAUCAGCUUCUACAUCCCGGUGGCCAUCAUGAUUGUGACCUACACGCGCAUCUACCGCAUCGCCCAGGUGCAGAUCCGCAGGAUUUCCUCCCUGGAGAGGGCCGCGGAGCACGCGCAGAGCUGCCGGAGCCGUGCGGCCUGUGCGCCUGACACCAGCCUGCGGGCAUCCAUCAAGAAGGAGACCAAGGUCCUUAAGACCCUGUCGCUGAUCAUGGGGGUCUUCGUGUGCUGCUGGCUGCCCUUCUUCAUCCUUAACUGCAUGGUCCCCUUCUGCAGUGGACGCCCCGAGGGUCCUCGGGCGGGCUUCCCCUGCGUCAGCGAGACCACCUUCGACGUGUUUGUCUGGUUCGGCUGGGCCAACUCCUCCCUCAACCCGGUCAUCUACGCCUUCAACGCCGACUUCCGGAAGGUGUUUGCCCAGCUGCUGGGGUGCAGCCGCCUCUGCUUCCGCACCCCGGUGGAGGCAGUGAACAUCAGCAAUGAGCUCAUCUCCUACAACCAGGACACCGUCUUCCACAAGGAGAUUGCAGCAGCCUACAUGCACAUGAUCCCCAAUGCCGUGACCCCGGGGGACGAGGAUGUGGACAAGGAGGAGAAAGAGGGCCCUUUCGACCAGAUGUCCCAGAUCUCUCAGACGUCCCCAGGUGGUGACCCUGCUGCCGAGUAUGCCUGGGAGCUGGACUGCGAGGGUGAGAUUUCAUUAGGCAAAAUAACGCCUUUCACCCCAAAUGGAUUCCAUGAAACCGCGUAAGAAAUGCCCCUGGUGGGUCUGGAUAGCUGCACAGACAUGAACAAGCAUGCGGAACACACAGGGACACACAGAUAUGUUUGCAGGGCUGCUCAGGCGAUCACGUGUUCCAUUUGUGUUGUAGCCCAUGUGCUCAGAAACCUCACCAGUCUGAUUUGUUGUUUGAAGAAAUUGGCAGAAGCAGUUGGAAUAAACUCAAAUAUAUCCAGCCUGGUAGAGAUGGACUAAUGUUCUUGCUAGACAAGAGAAGAUGGUGUUUGGUUCUCAAAAAAAAGGGGGCACUUGGAAUUUAAAAAUAUACCCCUUCCCCCUUUAAACAAGUGGAUUGUUCAGUGUUACUGUGUUCGGGAUCAUAUUAAACAGGUUCCAUGUGUGUGUAGUGCUGAUGGGUGUGUGUGGCUCUCCCGUGUCUUGCUUCCUGUGGCCCUGUGUUAAUGCAGUUUCUGUUCUGUGUGUGUCUUAGGACAGCUGAGGAAUUCUUCCUGAUUUGUUCUGGUGUCUAAUAAACACAAAUUACGUGUAUUAUGGGGUGAUUAUCUUUGCUUUGCCAGACCCGUUUUCAGGACAGCCUUUGGAGAAACCACAAGAACAUCCUUAAGAGCAGGGGAGAUUUUGGCUGAGUCUGGAAGCACGUAUUUAUUUUCUUUACAGACAGCUUGGACUUAAAGGUAUACAC
Molecule: messenger RNA, 2234 nt
Organism: Manis pentadactyla (Chinese pangolin)
Lineage: Eukaryota; Metazoa; Chordata; Mammalia; Pholidota; Manidae
Gene: DRD5
Product: dopamine receptor D5
Exons: 1
Coding region: 125-1561 (478 amino acids)
Biological process (GO): adenylate cyclase-activating adrenergic receptor signaling pathway
Cellular component (GO): plasma membrane
Molecular function (GO): G protein-coupled receptor activity; dopamine neurotransmitter receptor activity
Source: RefSeq, a predicted model, not a curated record